Molecule: messenger RNA, 1466 nt
Organism: Nicrophorus vespilloides
Lineage: Eukaryota; Metazoa; Arthropoda; Insecta; Coleoptera; Silphidae
Gene: PheRS-m
Product: probable phenylalanine--tRNA ligase, mitochondrial
Exons: 2
Coding region: 137-1438 (433 amino acids)
Biological process (GO): phenylalanyl-tRNA aminoacylation
Cellular component (GO): mitochondrion; cytoplasm
Molecular function (GO): tRNA binding; phenylalanine-tRNA ligase activity; ATP binding
Source: RefSeq, a predicted model, not a curated record
GUUAAAAUACAUUCAAAUACUUGUAAUUACUAUAAUGCAAUAAUCUAGUUAAAUAUAAUUGCUUAUAUAAGAGUUUGAUAAAUCAUCGUGCCAUUUAAUUUUGUCAAAUAAAGGUUAUGUUUCUGUGAAAUGAAAAAUGUUGUCGAUUUUGAGGCCCGGCGCUUCGCUGAUUUACAAGCCAACAUUUAUAUCUCGUUUCAUCUCAAACGUUAAGGUUGAACCUCAAGCGAAUUCUGGUAUCGAAGUUAACGGAAAUUUCUACUUGAAAGAUGAGUACACCAAUGUUACCCCUAAAAUACUCUCUUAUUUGAACAGAAAUCUCCAUAUACAACAAAACCACCCCUUGUGCUUAGUUAGAGAUAGAAUCGUGAAUUACUUCUAUAAGAGCUACAAAAACUCCAGAGGAAAUCCGAUAUUCUCAGUGUAUGAUAACAUUUCACCAGUGGUUUCAGUACAGCAAAAUUUUGAUUCAUUACUUAUUGAGCCCUCCCAUCCUUCAAGAACAAAAAGUGACUGUUAUUACAUUAACAAUAAUUAUUUACUGAGAGGUCACACAACUGCUCAUCAAAGUGAACUGAUUCAAGCUGGUUUGGACUCAUUUCUAGUUAUUGGAGAUGUUUAUAGAAGAGAUGAGAUUGACAGCACACAUUUUCCAGUGUUCCAUCAAAUCGAUGCUGUAAGAUUGCAUACAAGAGAUCAGUUAUUUAAAAAUAAUGAUGAGCUUCAAUUAUUUGAAUUGGGGGAUAAUGUUGAAGGUGGUAAGCAGACAUGUCACACUUUGGAGGCAGUUAAAUUACUUGAGCAUCAGUUGAAGCAAUGCUUAGUAGGUUUAGCACAGAGUCUCUUUGGAAAAGAUGUUGAGUACAGAUGGGUGGAAACUCAAUUUCCAUUUACUUGUCCUUCAUGGGAGUUGGAGUUAAAAUACAAAGAUGAUUGGUUGGAGCUACUGGGAUGUGGCAUUAUGAAACAACCAAUUUUAACUGAAGCAGGAGUUGUGGAUCAGAUUGGAUGGGCGUUUGGUUUAGGUUUGGAGAGAGUUGCCAUGAAAUUGUAUCAAAUUCCUGACAUUAGAUUGUUCUGGUCACAAGAUUCUGGCUUUUUGAAUCAGUUUAAAACUGCAACUGCUGAUACUAAUGUUGUAUACAAAACUGUUAGUCAAUUUCCUCAAUGUAAGAAUGACAUUAGUUUUUGGUUAGCUGAAAAUGGUGACUUCAACAGCAAUGAUUUCUAUGACUUAGUCAGAACUGUAGGAGGAGAUAUUGUGGAGCAAGUUAAUUUAGUGGACAGCUUUGUUCAUCCAAAAAGUAAACAGACUAGUCACUGUUACAGAAUAACCUAUAGGCAUAUGGAGAAAACUUUAACCCAAGAGGAAGUAAAUCUUGUACAUAAAAAAAUAGAAGAUGAAGCAGCUGAGAAAUUAGGUGUGAAAAUACGUUAAAAUGUAAAUAAACCUUGAUUGUUCCUUA